AUGAGCGAGGUGACGAAACCAAAAGUCUUCUUCGUUCUUGGCGGUCCAGGCUCCGGCAAGGGCACAGUCUGUGCCUCGCUUGUGCAGGAGUUUGGGCUUACUCACUUUAGCGCCGGCGAUCUCCUCCGCGAGGCAAGCAAUAACGGUACAAGCGGCGUGGGGAAAAAAAUUUCGGAGAUACUCAAGGCGGGGAAUAUUGUGCCCUCAGAGAUCACGGUUGAACUCCUCUCGAAUGCCAUUGCAAACCACCCAAACCAGCGCGGGUACAUCAUUGACGGCUUCCCCCGCAAGAUGGACCAGGCACUCAUGUUUGAAGAGGGCAUUGCUCCCGCGAAAGGCAUAUUCUACUUUGAUUGCUCCGAGGAAACGAUGGCGGCACGGGUGGAGCACCGCGCCAAAGAGGGCUCAGGACGGGAGGACGACGAAAUGGAGGUUCUUCGUCACCGCUUUCGCACCAAUGUGGAGCACUGCAUGCCGGUAGUGGAGCGCUACAAGCGCGAGGGCCGUCUCCACACCAUAGACGCCAACGGAAGCCGAGAGCAAGUCUACGAUAACGUGAAGCAGCUUAUGCUUCAGCUUGGUGAGGAACCUCUGCAAAAAUGA
This is a messenger RNA of Trypanosoma rangeli, 603 nucleotides long. Its product is annotated as adenylate kinase. The transcript has a single exon. Bases 1 to 603 code for a protein of 200 amino acids. Gene Ontology annotation, biological process: CDP biosynthetic process; UDP biosynthetic process. Gene Ontology annotation, cellular component: cytoplasm; nucleus. Gene Ontology annotation, molecular function: UMP kinase activity; ATP binding. Lineage: Eukaryota; Euglenozoa; Kinetoplastea; Trypanosomatida; Trypanosomatidae. The record is from RefSeq and is a predicted model, not a curated record.